AUGAGAAAAAUAUUAGCAAAUGUGUAUAUGCAACUAAGAGUUAUAUAUACAGCACAGCAUAUAGAUGACAAAUCUUCUCCGUUCUUUCUUAAAGCGGGAAAAAGAGAUAAACUGAAAAAAAUAUUAAUGGCUAACAUGACAAAAUAUAACAGAACAAGGCAUCUUCAAUUAUUAAGUGGUUGUGCUCAAAUUUAUUUAAAAGAAGGAUUGUUUCGAACAUGUGUAGGAGGGUGUCCACUUGUAGUUAUAUACAAAGCGGAAUAUUUAGAAAUUCUCAUGAGCAAUAAUACAAAUAACUACAAGGAAACAGGAUAUAAAUUUCUUAACACUUGGUUGAAGGAUAGCUUACUGAUAAGUUCCGGAUCGAAAUGGAAAGCAAGAAGGAAACUUCUUACUCGUUCGUUUCACUUUAAAAUUUUAGAAGAGUUUUUUCCUAUUUUUAAUGACCACUGUUCAAUCAUGUUGGAAAUAAUGAAACAAUCAGCUGACAAAGAAUGGGUUGAUAUCGUACCUAUUAUUACUAAAUGCAUUCUUGAUAUUAACUGUGAAACAGUAAUGGGAACUAAACUAAAUUCACAAACUCAGCAAGAUAGAGGUUAUAGAAAAAAUUUGGAAAAAGUUGCAGAAUUGUUUCUAUGUAGAUUAUUCAAACCCUGGUUAUGGAUCGAUUUCGUUUUUUUCUGCACGUCUAUUGGCAAACAGUUUCUACGUCACGUCGAAGGUCUUAAUACAUUCUCAGAACAAAUAUUUGUAGAGAAGCAACAAGAAUUCUGUAGAAAGAAAGAUGAAGAAUCAGACCUUAAUCUAAAUGAUAACGUUUAUACUGAGAUUAGACAAAGAAAAGCCUUCAUGGAUCUUCUCCUGCAUUAUUACUUUCGAGAACGCAGCAUAACAAAAGAAGACGUUUUGAAUGAAAUUAAUUUUUUCAUGUUUGCUGGGCACGAUACCACGACUUUUAAUCUAAGCUGGACUCUCUAUCUUCUUGGUCUUCAUCCAGAUGUACAGAAAAAAUUGCAAGAUGAAAUUGACUCGGUCUUCGGAGAAGAAAAAGAUAGUCCUGUGCAAUCGGAACACUUAAAACAUUUUAAAUAUUUGGACUGCGUGAUCAAAGAGGUUUUGAGGCUCUAUCCAAGUGUACCUUUCAUAGCAAGAGAUUUGCUUGAAGACACCAAAGUUGGCGAUCAUUUUAUUCCGAAGGGAACAUUUUGCCUUUUCUUCUUAUAUCAACUUCAUAGAGACCCUAAAGUUUUUCCGAACCCGGAAAUAUUCGAUCCCGAUCGAUUUUCAGCCGAGAACUGCCGAAAACGGCAUCCAUUUGCUUAUUUGCCAUUUUCCGCUGGGCCAAGAAAUUGUUUGGGUCAGAGAUACGCCCAGAUUGUAAUUAAAUUAAUGCUGAUUCAGAUAUUACGAAAAUUCAGUUUAAUUUCUCUAGAUCCUAGAGAUCGAAUACCUACAGGAGCAGAAUUGCUCCUUCGUCCAAAAGUGCCUUUGAGAUUAAAAGUCAUUCUGAGACAAAAUUAGAUUACGAUUAUGGUUCUAUUUUAUGAAACUAACAUAUGAUUUCUUUGUGCAAUUUCUUUAAAGCCUAACUUAGACAUAAACGAAAAUAUUUCUUUUAAAACUAA
This is a messenger RNA of Centruroides sculpturatus (bark scorpion), 1625 nucleotides long. Its product is annotated as cytochrome P450 4V2-like. NCBI's taxonomy places the organism in Eukaryota, Metazoa, Arthropoda, Arachnida, Scorpiones, Buthidae. The record is from RefSeq and is a predicted model, not a curated record. Gene Ontology annotation, molecular function: oxidoreductase activity, acting on paired donors, with incorporation or reduction of molecular oxygen; iron ion binding; monooxygenase activity. The transcript is spliced from 11 exons. Bases 1 to 1521 code for a protein of 506 amino acids.